Molecule: messenger RNA, 3172 nt
Organism: Gossypium arboreum
Lineage: Eukaryota; Viridiplantae; Streptophyta; Magnoliopsida; Malvales; Malvaceae
Product: homeobox protein BEL1 homolog
Exons: 5
Coding region: 882-2888 (668 amino acids)
Biological process (GO): regulation of transcription by RNA polymerase II
Molecular function (GO): DNA-binding transcription factor activity, RNA polymerase II-specific; RNA polymerase II cis-regulatory region sequence-specific DNA binding
Source: RefSeq, a predicted model, not a curated record
GCCUACAAAAACUCUGGAUUUAACUCUACUUAAAGGAAUUAUUAAUUUUUUUUCUGGGAUUCCUGCCCCCUACGAGGGUCUCCAUUUGCAUUAAAGUUUUUCCUGCAAUUAAUUCUUUCAUUGGGAUUUAGAACUAUGGGUUUUGUUAAAAGAUGAAAAUGAAGAGGUCAUGUGGCGGCUUUAAGGUUAAAAAUUUUCACCAAUAGUAUUUUUUAAGUGUAUUUCUUUAUUCAUGAUUACAAAGUAUAUUUUAUUUGUUGGUUAUGAAAUAAUUGAGGGGCAGUUUAUUUUAUUUUUUUUUAUUUUUUUAUUUUUCAUAGUAGGAUGUCUAUUUUGGAUGUAUUUUUUUACAUCCAUAAUGCAUUGACCCACUUGAGCUAGAGAGAGAUAAAGCAGAGGGAAGAAAGAGGUAAAGAGAAAGAGAAUUAAGAAUAUAUGAGAUAAAUGAGAAACUAUGAUAAUGGCUAUAUGGAAGGGUCAUCAUCACCUCUAUAUCUGAGCUUCCAUUUCUAAACAAUAUAUAUAUACACACAUAUAUAUUUCUAUGAUCUUUCUUCCUAGGUUUGUAUUUUCAUGGCAGACCAUGUUGGCCUUUUAACACAACAAAGUUUGAGAUGAGCAGCUCUUUGGCAAUUACCUCUUCUCAUCACCAUCAUCAUCAGCUCUUUCUUUGUUCUUGUGCUUCAUCAUCAAUCCUUCCACUAAGAAAAAGUCUUUAUUCUUGUUGAUUCUUUAACAACAUAUUAGUUUCAACUUGUUCCUAUAACUGUUGCAGAAUCAGCAUCAACUUUUGAUCAGUAUCUCAGAAGCUGGUGGGCAAGACAAGUAUACACAAAGGACCAAAAAGAAGAUUAAAAGAAGAGAAAGAAAAACUGGUUUUCAUGGCUAGAGAAUCGUGUGAAGAUAAAUCAAGGAAUAUUGUGUCAUCCACUGGAUUUUGCUACUCAGAUGUUUCAUCUGGUAACUCAACCAUGCAAACCCAUCUGGUGAAUCAGAUCCAAGGCUUUGAAUCCAACCCAGAGAUCUUCAACUUAACAACAGGCAUGGAGAUGAUAGGGUUUGCCAAGAACCUACAUCAACAACAAGGUGACACCAACAACAUGAUCAUGUGGAAAGGGUUCUCCAACAAACAUGGAAACAACCCAGGAGCAGCAGGCCCUUCUUCUUCUUCUUCCAAGCCAAUCAAUGAGUCAACCACUGAUUUCUAUCAACAUGAAUUCCACAAACCUGAGUUCACAACUGGGAUAUCUGAAACCAGUACUGGGAAUCUAAUAGUUGGACCUGAAUCAGCUCCAUGGCAAGAAAACAGGUUGCUUGUUGAUGAUUCUUCUUUUAGGUGUGUGUUCCCUUGUGAAGGGAACGAGAGACCAAGUCAAGGUCUUUCACUCUCUCUUUCAUCAAGUAAUCCUACUAGUAUCGGGUUACAGUCUUUUGAACUAAGACAAACAAGCCAUAGUAACCAUGAUGACCAGCCAGAUGAUAUGAGGUUUAUUGGUUCAAGUUCAAGAGAUGGGUUCUUUGGGAAGCCGGCAAUUGUUCAACAACAUCAAGCUCAGUUCCAAAUAAGGGGUUCCAGGUACUUGAAUGCUGCUCAAGAACUUUUGAAUGAAUUUUGCAGCUUGGGAGCAAAGCAAUUGGAUACAUCAAAGCAAAAGCAAACCCAAAAGACCACCAAACAGUGGGAUGAUGAUGAUGGAGGAGCUAGCUCUUCAAGGAAGCAAUCACUAUAUUCCCUCGAUUUCACUGAGUUACAGAGAAGAAAAACCAAGAUGCUUUCAAUGCUGGAAGAGGUGGAUAGAAGAUAUAAGAUCUACUGUGAUCAAAUGAAAGCCGUAGUAUCAUCGUUCGAAGCAGUGGCUGGUACUGGGGCAGCAUCAGUGUAUUCAGCUUUAGCCUCUAAAGCCAUGUCAAGACAUUUUAGAUGCUUAAGAGACGGGAUUGCGAGUCAGAUUCAAGCUACAAGGAAAGCCAUGGGAGAAAAAGACACGGUUGCACCAGGCACAACGAAAGGCGAAACACCAAGGCUAAGGAUACUCGACCAAGCUUUAAGGCAACAAAGGGCAUUUCAACAGAUGAGCAUGAUGGAGAGUCAUCCGUGGAGACCCCAAAGAGGCUUACCAGAAAGAUCUGUUUCAGUUCUUCGAGCUUGGCUGUUUGAACAUUUCCUUCAUCCGUACCCUAGCGAUGUUGAUAAACAUAUCUUAGCCCGCCAAACCGGCCUCUCAAGAAGCCAGGUAUCGAAUUGGUUCAUCAAUGCCAGGGUGAGGCUAUGGAAACCAAUGGUGGAGGAAAUGUACUUGGAAGAAACAAAGGAGCACGAAAACAACAUGGAUUCCUCAGAUAAUGGAGGUACUGAUGGUGGUGAUGAUAAUAACAAUAAUGGCCGGUUAAAUAUUCCACUGGCUGAUCAGAAACCCACCCCGGACCAGCUCGUUCGAGUUGACUCGGAGUGUCUAUCUUCCAUUAUCACUACUAACCCGGAAAAAAACGAUGGGAAAAGUGGUACCAAAACCCUUGAAAACCAGCACUUGCAUCAUCAUCAUCAUCAUCAUCAACAACAAAGUUUCGGAACCUAUGGUGCCACUGCCAUGGAACUGGACUUCGCUUCCUACGGUGAUCACACGGCGGGUGGUGGGGUACCUUAUCAUAACGCUAAUCAAAGCUUCAAUGGUGGAGGAGGUGUGUCAUUGACAUUAGGGUUGCAACAACAUGGUGGGAGUGGCGUGAGCUUAGCUUUCUCGCCCGCAACACAAACGUCACUUUUUUACCCUAGAGACCACAUAGAAGAUUGUCAGCCAGUUCAGUACUCACUUUUAGACAACGAGGGACAACAUUUGCCUUACAGGAACUUGAUGGGGGCACAAUUGCUUCAUGAUUUGGCCGGAUAGCAAAGCAAAAGAAGAUAAAAAAAGGUCAAAAUCGAUAUGUUGGUGGGGUUCAUUAGAGCUCUCAUCAAAUGAUGAAAAUGGCAGUAGAUAAAGUAGUUUAGAGGUGGCAUAUAUAAAUACUGAAAUACAUAUAUAUACAUAUUGCUACACUUUGUUCAACGGUAAGAACAAGUUUAUUUAACCUGCAAAGGCUUAAUUUGGGAUAUGCCAGUUCAAUGCAAGGUUACACAUAUAUAUUUAUUUUCCUCUUUUGAGUGGGAAUAUUAUGUUUUAAUUUGCAGAAA